AUGAUUAAAUUAAUAAUUACAAAUAAAGUAACUUUAAAAAAAACAUCAACCAAGCAAUGGUGCACUUUUUCUCGCCUCUGGUGGCUGUAUGAUUUAAAAUGGCAGUGCCCCUUCAAGUCGGCCAAGGUCAUCGUGCGACAUCUAGAAGGCAAACACAAACCUAUAUAUCACCCUUUAAGUGACAUCGGGGACCAUGUUGUAGUAAUUAAUACUCAACACAUGGCAAUGGAGGGUGAACUCUGGCGAACAUUUAAGUUAUUUCAUCAUACUGGGUACCCUGGCGGUUUUUCGGCAACAAGGGCUUACAAAGUCCACAAUGAAGACCCUACAAAGUUAAUAAGAAAAAUAAUAUACAGCAAUAUUAAAGGGACUCUACUAAGAAGGCCUAUGAUGGAGAAAUUGUACUUAUACAAAGAUGAGAAUAUUCCAGAUGAAAUUUUGAAAAAUAUAACCGGCCAAAUACCUCAAAUUAUGCAAGUUCCUAAGAAGUUGAAAGAUUUUUCAGAAGAAGAGAGGAGAUCAUUCCCAAAACUCUUUGAUUGGUUAACAUUAUUUAGUUUAUUUUUAAUUAUUCUUUUUAAAUAUUAA
Molecule: messenger RNA, 588 nt
Organism: Helobdella robusta
Lineage: Eukaryota; Metazoa; Annelida; Clitellata; Rhynchobdellida; Glossiphoniidae
Exons: 5
Coding region: 1-588 (195 amino acids)
Biological process (GO): translation; negative regulation of translation
Cellular component (GO): mitochondrial large ribosomal subunit; ribosome
Molecular function (GO): structural constituent of ribosome; mRNA binding
Source: RefSeq, a predicted model, not a curated record